This is a messenger RNA of Trichechus manatus latirostris (Florida manatee), 1041 nucleotides long. Its product is annotated as histone H1oo. The transcript has 5 exons. Bases 1 to 1041 code for a protein of 346 amino acids. Lineage: Eukaryota; Metazoa; Chordata; Mammalia; Sirenia; Trichechidae. Gene Ontology annotation, molecular function: DNA binding. The record is from RefSeq and is a predicted model, not a curated record. Gene Ontology annotation, biological process: nucleosome assembly. Gene Ontology annotation, cellular component: nucleosome.
AUGGCUGCCGGGAGCUAUGCUUACAGCGAUACCUCGGAGGCCUCCUCAGCGGGGUCGGCGGGGCCAUCUGGGUCUGAGAGGCCAGGCCCGAGCCACGGCGGCGUCCAAGUGCAGCGCCGCAACCCCACGGUGCUGCGUAUGGUGCUGGAGGCACUGCAGGCGGGGGAGCAGCGGCAAGGCACCUCAGUGGUGGCCAUCAAGCAGUACAUCCUGCAGAAGUACCCGACGGUGAGCGUCACCCGGCUGAAGUACCUGCUGAAGCAGGCCCUGGCCAAGGGCAUCAGCCGGGGCCUCCUCAUCCGGCCCCUCAACUCCAAGGCCAGAGGGGCCACCGGCAGCUUCAAAUUAGUUUCCAAGAAAAAAAGGAUAAUCCAGCCCAGAAAGAAGUCCACCAUCAUGCCCACCCAAAAACCCGGUGAGGCCAAGGAGAAGGGCCCCAAGAACCCCAGCAAGGCAAAGAAGGACCCUCCUCACCCGGGCAAGGUGAAAAAGGUGCCCAAGAAGCCGGGUAAGGUGAAGAAAGUUCCCCCCAAGCCAGACACAGCCAAGGAGAAGACCCCCAAGAAAGGCGGCAAAGCCAAGGCCAAAGUGGCAAAAGUAGGUGAGGCCAAGAAGGUCCCCCCCAAACCAGAGAAGGCCCCAAAGGCCCCUCCUGAUGCUGCUGGGCUCAGCGGGAAGUCAACAGUCAAAGGCAGCACCAGCAGCCAAGCAGAUGCCGAGGCCCCCAGGAAAGCAAACGCUGGCAGUAAGAGUUCCAAAGCCAAGGCCUCCAAGGGCAAGAAUGGUGCAACUUUCCCAGCAGCAAAGAAGACAGCAGCCACAGCCCAGGCCCCUAAAGGUGCAGCUGCCCAGGGGCCUGGAAAGGAGCCUAAAGCCAAGGCAGCAGCUCCGCCCAAGGGCAAGGGCAGCGGUGGGUCCAAGACAGCCCCUGUGCACCUGGCCAAGAAGACAGAGGCCCCCAAGGGCCCAAGAAGGCCUGGGCUGCCUGCCAAGGCCUCGCUGUCUAAGACGUCUAUCAAGAAGGCCAAAGCCGAGAGCUAG